AUGACAUCGCCUUUCGAUGCGGCGCGUUUGUCCGCCGCUCGCCCGGCGCCAAAGGCCUACGCCCUCGAAACCGCGUACGUCCCCGGCCCCGUACGGCUUCGAAUGCGCCGUCAACGACCCGUGCCGCCUACGACGCGCACGGCCAGUGCGAAUCCGGCGACGGUAACGGCCGCGUCGAGGGCACCCACGGCCCGGUCGAACCCGACGGUUCGGUACGCGGCGUCGUCGAGUACACCGCCGACGGCUACAACGGUUUCAACGCCGUCGUCAAGAAGUAAGGCGCACACGCCGCCCCGUCCAACAAGGCCCCCGCUUACACCGCGCCCGCCUACAAGGCCGCGCACCCCGAACCCCCGUACGCCGCCCCGGCGUACAAAGGCAUACUAA
Messenger RNA from Cinara cedri, 387 nucleotides. Lineage: Eukaryota; Metazoa; Arthropoda; Insecta; Hemiptera; Aphididae. The record is from the annotation of a GenBank genome assembly.